UCUCAGCUGACGCGGCGCUGGGAGCUCGCGGGCACAAAAAGAGUGGCGGAGUAAGGUGAGAGUUUUCCCACGGAUGGCCAGACACACUCCUGCAGUGCAGCAGCACCAUGACAAACCCGCCGCAGACUCAGCCAUCUAUCCAUCGCCAUGGUGAGAGAGAGCUCCUGGACCUUGACUCUGUUGCUAUGGUGACCCUGUAGCAAGAGCCCAAUCUGUUGCCCCGGCAAUCACAUAAAAAGACCCAGGUAACUAUUUCAAUCUGUUGCCAUGGUGAACCUGUAGCAAGCAGCCGUCACUAUGGGAACGUCCAGGAUGUUCCGCAUCUUCGUCGUCCUCGGCUCGGCCUUCAUGAUCCUCCUGAUCAUCAUUUACUGGGACGACGUCGGAGCCUCACACCUGUAUUUGCACACUCCUGUCUCGCCGGGCCCGAAAAUCCCACAUCCCCCUCCUCACCAAGGGCCUCAAACUUCCCGAACCCCGUCUUUUCUGUCCGACAUCGACGCCUUCGUUAACCAGUUCUUAGAGCCGGGAACUGGCGAGCCCACAGACCCCGUCCCGGCUGACACAGGUAACCAAUCAGAGAAAGCAGAGGAACGUUAUAUACCGCGGCGGGAAUGGAAGAUUCACCUGACUCCACUUGCAGCCGAGCUCCGCGAGAGACAGGAGCAGCGGCGGAGGUUACUUCAGGACAUGUGCGCUAACGACAGCGUGGUGUUUCCUGGCAAAAACCGCUCGUUUGAUGACAUUCCCAACAGGGAGCUGGAUCACCUGAUUGUGGACGACAGGCAUGGUAUCAUCUACUGCUACGUUCCCAAGGUUGCAUGCAGUAACUGGAAACGCAUCAUGAUAGUUCUCAGUGAAAGCAUGCUGCAGGACGGUGUUCCCCAGAGAGACCCGCUGGCCAUCCCCAGGGAACUGGUCCACAACAGCAGCAUGCACUUUACCUUCAACAAGUUCUGGAAACGUUACGGCAAGUUUGCAAAGCACCUCAUGAAGGUGAAGCUGAAAAAAUACACCAAGUUUAUUUUUGUUCGGGAUCCCUUCGUGCGCCUCAUCUCGGCCUACAGGAACAAAUUUGAGCUGCGCAAUGAGGACUUCUACCGGCGCUUUGCACAGGUCAUGCUGCGCCGCUACGCCAACCAGCCGACACCUCCCGCCUCUGUGGACGAGGCGUUCGGCGUGGGCAUCCAUCCCUCCUUCUCCAACUUCAUCCAGUACCUCCUUGACCCUCAGACGGAGAAGGAGAUGCCGUUUAAUGAGCACUGGCGUCAGGUGUAUCGGCUUUGCCAUCCAUGCCAGAUUCAGUAUGACUUUGUGGGCCACCUGGAGACGGCGGAGGAGGACGCUGAGCACCUACUGCGGCAGCUGCGGGUGGACAAUGUGGUGGAGUUCCCCACCUCUCAUAGGAACCUCACAUCCAGCAGCUGGGAGGCUGAUUGGUUCAGCACAGUGCCUGUGGAGGCGCGGAGAGAACUCUACAAGCUGUAUGAACCCGACUUCAGGCUCUUUGGCUACGACAGACCGGACUCGAUCCUCAAUGAGUGACUCGUGUUUCUACAAGCUGACCCAGGCACACGCAGACUUGACAGUUUUUUAUGUAAUGAAAUAAUACGACACUCCAACAACAGUGACACCUCCCCUCGCUCUGGGCUCUGCAGAUCCUACAGUCCUGUCGGUUCUACACUGAAUGUGCACAUCAUUAAGGAAACUUACUGCUCCGACGAAGCACACUAUUGAGGUGAAACCAGGUUAACGGUUAUUAUUAUUAAUUGUUGUUUUUCUUUUUAAAGUCACAAAGAUAACAAGAAGCACACAAAUACGGCAGUUAUGGCGGAUAUGGAUUGUGCAAACAGCUUGUGUCUCCAACAUUAUGCACAUUCAGUGUAGAAGUUAAUGGUGCUGCAUGUAAUUCUGGAGAAAGAUUGAUUAUUGAGUCUCUUUCACGCUUUGGUUAGGUAAUUCGACCUGUUAUGGCAACUAUCCCCCCCGCCAAGAGUCAAACAAAAGAUCUGCACACUAAGUAAAGCUCCCAGUAAAUUUUAAUUACACAACGUUUCAGUCUAACAGAGAUCUUCGUCAGGCAUUUUCAUAUCGAUUAAAUGUUUUUCAGCAUUCCUUAGCUGUCCGUUAUCUAAUUGUUGUCUUCUUUUGCAUCUGCAGAGUUUAAAUUGCCUCUAACUACCAACCCGAAGCGUUUCUGACCAUCUCAAAAUGACUUAUCAAUCAACUAUCUUUCUCCAAAGUUGCAUACGGCACUUAAAACUCUAAACGUCACGCUGAGCGUCGAGCACUCCCAACGUUGAUGUCACGCCACGCCUGUCAUCUGUGAUGUCACAGUCGUCUUGUGACUAACUGUGAUGAACACGCAGGCUUUGUAGCAGGAUGCCGAAGCGAUGUCACACCGCCAUACUCUGUUUGCGAUGUCAUGGAAACCAGUUUGGUCGUGACGCCAGCACAGACGUAGUGGACAGGGUAUUAUGGGCGAUUAAUUAAAACAAGGUGUUUUUAGAUUAGUGUUAAAGGAAUAAUUCACCCUCAAAAUGAUCAUUUGGUUAUCAGUUACUCACCCCGUGUUGUUAAAGAAAACUUUGGCGUGCCUCUACUUUGAUCAAAUCCAGAAAAAAAAAAUCUUUAUGAAUUGAAGUCAUGGGCUCCACGUUUAACAACAGCAAAACUACAUGGAAACAUCUGUUAACUCUUUAUAGUCCCUUUGUUGUUAAGCCUGGACCCCCUUUUACUCAAAUUCAUCAAUAAUUUCCUCCAUUGUUUGGAUUCUUUGUUUACUGUCAUGCAAGAAAAACAUUUUUCAUCAUGAAUUCAACAAAACACAGUUAUUAAUACACAAAAAAUAAUUUUGAGGGUGAAGUAUUCUUUACAUGUAGUUGCACUAGAGUGUUAGUUGUCAUCUAAUUUAUUUCACAUUGUAUAAGUGCAAUGUUUAUGUCGAGCAUGAAAGGAAUUUUUAUGUACGUGUUUGGAAAUACACAGUAAUGACAGCUAUUGACAUCAGAAACAGGUUCUUUUAUACCUCAUCUGCAGAUUAAGAGGAUUCUCAUAUGUUAUGUAACACUACUACAAACUGUACUGCUUCUUCAGGCACAUUAGUUUUCAGAGUGGAGAAAUCCAUUCGAUUAUAUAAUUAGAAACAUUUCAAACAAUACAUAAGCCGCUUGCUUUAGUUGAACAGUUUCAAAGCAUGAUAUCACGUCGUCACAUAGAAGCACAGCAGCUCUGGUGGACAUCAGGGUACACAGCGUGAUUUGUCUCAGCUUGUCUUUGAGGCACAAAAUCAAAGUUUCUGCAUACUUUUAAUUUAACCGAGAUGCUGGAUGUACACAGGUUAGCUUGUGUAAACUGUUUUUCAAAGGGAACAUUUUCUUUAAUUGCUUUGUUGUGCUGCCACAAUGCUGUUAACAUCAUUUGAUCACCUUUGUGUUUCACGCACAAUCUGCAGUUAUUAACACUGACCUACAUUGGGUAACCCUGGAGACUGCAUCAGUGUUGUUGUUCCCCCUUAAAUAGGAUGUUUUUUUUAAAUGUUUCAAGGGCAGCAUUUUCAUGGGACGCAGUGUUUUGUAGCAGGGAGCUGAGCACAGUACAUGAAGCCAACUAGUAUGAUUUUUUGGUGUUGUGUAGUGAAGAUAAAUCACUCUACAAUAUGAGUAGGUGCCAGAUGAGGCUAUGCCAGUAUUAAAGGAUUGCUUCACCCACUAAAAUAAUUAUUUCUACAUCAGUUACACCCCCCCUUAUUACACUGAAUUUGUGAAGAAAACUUUGAUUUUCUUGUGUCACCUUAAGUGAAUGAAGAAUCCAAAAACUGAGGAAAUUCUUGGUGCAUUAAAUUCAUAGAGGACCAAGAUUAACAACAGGAAAACUGUAUCAGAGCAUCUGUUUUUUUUAAAUUCUUGCAGCUUGUGCAGUUAAUCAAUUUUCAGUAGCGUGUUCUGUAAUUCCCAAAAAGACAGCACUUUCCGAUGGGGAAUUGAACUGAGGGUUUGUACUCUCUUUAAUGUGUGUGUCCCUCUCAGUUUCUUUGUGUUAUUGUUACUGAUCUUUUAAAAUGCCAAAUUCACUGUAACGAAAAACAAACUACCCAUCGAGGCAGCAGUAAACCAAAAGCUCCUGUUCUCUGCAAGGUCAAAUUCCUUUUUGGUCUGGCUCUGAAAAGAGCAAUAAGUUUUCACUUUUUGUUCAAUUCCCCGCCGGAAAGCACUGUCUGUUUGGGAAGCACCGAGCAUUCGACUGGAUAAAGGGAGCUUGGAUGAUACUGCACAAUUUGUGGGAGAAUAAACAGAUAUUUUGAUAUAGUUUUACCGUUGUUAAACGCAGUCACCUAUGACUUCAGUUCAUCAAGAAUUUUCUCCUUUUUUUGGAUUCUUAGUUCGUUUGUGGAAACAUGCAAGAAAUCAAAGUUUCCUAACAGGUCCAUUGUAACACAGGAAGAGUAAUUGAUGUGCAAAUGUCCAUUUUGCGGGUGAAGUAUUCCUUUAAUGUCUGAGUUUCAAAGUAAAAGCAUGGUCAUGUUUAGAGUUAGGAGGAUCAGUCACGUCAUGAUGUGAGCAUGGAUCGAGCUGCAUGUUUUAUAUGAGAAGAGCGGAAAGAUAAGAUAGUGCCUUUGGUUGCAAAAGUUUACACAGCAAAAAAAACGUAUUUUUGUAGAAGGACUUAAUUUUUACUUUGAACACAAUACAGUGAGAGCUGUAUGAAGCCGCAGCAAGGUAUAUUUGAUAUACUGGGCCUUGUUUAUCUUGUGCGAUUAUUCUCUGGAAAGAAUAGGAAACAGCAGAGACCUUCAGCAGAAACUGUCUUUAAGGGAAUUACUGACUCUGUGAGGACUCUUUGCGUGUGCGCUUGUGUCCGGUGGAUUGCUUUGUGUGUCGUUUAACACGCAGGAAUAAUGUGUGGUUUGUACUGUAUGUGAUGUCAUGGACACGUGGCUCGGUGUCGCUUUAUUCUGCAAGUCACCAAGAUGUUCAUGUCCACACUAUUGACUCAGUGUUGUCUCACUGCCUUUUGGUUUGUUUGUCUUGUAAAAGGUGUGGGAUGUUUUUUGACUCCUUCAUUACUUCGUUCACGCCUGGAUAGGAUGAAAUUAUUCAGCAUCAAAAGUCUGCCGUCGUCACUCGGUGCGUUUUUUUCCGUGUAGGUCUAAAUAUAGACAAAGAGAAGGUAUCACACGCUCCCACCUCACCGGUGUUUAGACGGUCAGAUGAUUAUGUUCUUUUGUUGUAUUUUCCUAUGUUUCUGUCCUGAACCAUGUCUGAAAUCUGGAUGCUUAUUUCUUUGAAAGUGCAAAUAACACCGUACGAUGGAAUCAUUUUAUAAGGGGGAAAAAAAGUUUCUUUAUUGGCAGAAUAAAACAGAGUACAUGCUGCUUUUAUAAUCAGAAAAGUCAGUCUUUGAGUGUGAGAGGUGAUGUUUUUUUUCCACAUGGGCCCUCUGUUCCCUUGUUUUCGUGUCUAAUUGACCAGUGGGAACAACAAAUUCAAGGCAUGUGUGUAAUGUCGAUUAAAAGUGCUUGGUUUUUUUUGUCACCGUUAAGCUCAGGUUAUUUUGUUAAGUGUGUCUGACAUUAUGGAAAGGAUCCCUACUGAGACAGACAGCAAGAUCCUUUUUGUUUGACCAGUAACAAAACUUGCCACCACCAAACCACCAGACUUCAUUUCAAUAAAGAGCAAUUUUAUCGUUGUAACGCACAAUUCAGUAAAAGUCAAAGAAACAAAAUCAAACUCACAAAAACCCGACUUGGAUCGUCUUUCUGCCGUUUUAAAUCUCACCAACUUUGGUUUUUUGGUUGGCGAUUUUGGGGCUGUUUGUUAAAUUCUUUCUCUGUAGGAAUCGAUUUUCAAAAUGAUUUCAAACAAUUAGAGUAACAGUCUAAGCCUGUCAGCGUUAAAACAAGCACAUGUAAAGUGACUUCUGAUGCCCUUUCUCUUAAUACUGGACCAGUUUCUAAAAUUGUUCUUCUGUUAUCUGUCCCAAAAUGUGUUCAUUAUAUUCAGUGAAGUGUGUUUUACAACCACUGUUGAUUUAAAUGGCGUCUGGUGGUUGUGGUAGUGGUGAUUACGGGGUUGUUUCUGUCCAAAAAAAGGAUCGUACUGUUUACCAAAAAGGUCAAUAUCUGUAAUGAUCCUUUCAUAAUGUUGUCUAUGACUUAUGAUAAUCUGAGCCCGUCAAAGGCAAAAACAAGCACUUUUAGGACAUAAUGCAAAUGCCUCAAAAUAUUUUCUCCCAUCAGACACUUGGAGAAAAAAAGGGUCCAAGUUGAAAAUAAACCCCAAAUAACCCGUAACGUAUCUUGAUAAAAUCAGAGUUUGACUGGUGGUAUGUAUGUUUUUGGCCCACAGUGACCUGAAGUUUCAACAGCAUUAAUGUUUCAGCGGCCUGAAUGUUUGUUGAAGCUGCAGUGCCAAACCGUGUCCCACAUAUGACCUCAUCCCAGCUCCUAACGUUAAAUAGUGUCACAAACCAAAAAAAAAAAAAAACAACCCAAAUCUAUUUUUGUGAUUCAUGUUUUUGUAAAACGUGUAUAAAUAUUUCAUAAAGUCACAAGGGACUUUUUCUGUCAGACAAACUCGCAGAGUAUUCAUUCAGUUUCAUCGGUGUUAAUGGUGUCAUGCAUCAUCUGGUCUUUGUAAAAGAGAAAUAAAGGUUGUGGGGCAUGAUGGAAAAUA
Messenger RNA from Plectropomus leopardus (leopard coralgrouper), 6674 nucleotides. RefSeq names its product carbohydrate sulfotransferase 12-like. The record is from RefSeq and is a predicted model, not a curated record. Gene Ontology annotation, cellular component: membrane. Gene Ontology annotation, biological process: proteoglycan biosynthetic process; carbohydrate biosynthetic process. Lineage: Eukaryota; Metazoa; Chordata; Actinopteri; Perciformes; Serranidae. Gene Ontology annotation, molecular function: sulfotransferase activity.